GUCUAUUUGUGCUGAUUCUGGGGUGGAGGAAUAACUUUGGCAGACUUUGUGUGACAAGAUACCCCCUUAACAAAUAUAAUGUGUAAAUAUUUUAUUAAUGUAAUUAUUAGCAGGGAUAUUUAUUGUGUCCUAACCAAGUAUACGACCGUGAGGUGGGUUCUCAUUAACCCAACGUGCAUGUGAUAAAGUAUAAAAGCUCCUCUGCCCCUUUGCUCUUUCUACCUUUCGCAUCAUCAAAGCCCCUAAACAAUUUGGAACCAUGAAGUGGGUAACAUUCAUUUCUUUUCUUUUCUUGGCAAGCUUGGCCGCGUCAAAACACCUACCCAGAAGGUACCGGCAUGCAGGUAAUAUGUCAUUUUAUGUCAUAUAAUGCCAUAAACCAGUUUGAUUUGGUUGGUAAGAUUAAUGUUGCCUUUGUGAUUUUUUAAUGUGGGGGUUGAACCUCAUUUUUAAUAGCGAUAGAAAAGUAAGUCAAGUGCGCGAUAAAUACAGGGAUUACUAAUACAUAUUAAAGUCACAAUGAGUGCAGUCCUGUGGUCCAUCGGAGGCUGUCCAAGGUCCAUAGGAUCAGCUAGACUUCCCACUCUUGAGGGUAUGGAGAAAGGAAGAUCCAGCAGCCAAUGUCUCCUCCCUCCACGGAGGUGUCCACUGCUACUUCAUUUCUGAUGCUGAAGUGCUGAUAUUGGGCAAGACUCAUGCAUCCCAGAGGCAUGAUGGGUGCUUGCAUUCUCUUUUUAACUAAUAUGGCUGGAAUUCUAUACCCAUUUACCACCGAGUAAAGCCUACCCAACUCAGUAGUGUUUUGGUCUGAACAUAUGUGCAAAGGCUUGUACUACUAGAAGCACUGAGUGAAAUUUUGAUUAUUGUCUUCUUUACAGGACAUCAGGACACCAUAGCACAAGCUACCGAAGUGACGCCUGAUGAGUUUCGAGGGAUGUAAGUCUUUUCAGGAAAUUUCUUUCCAAAUGACUUGGGCAGAUACAGAGGCUAUGAACUACCACUAGCUUAAUAUUCUGGACUGCCAAUAACAAAAUUGUAUGAAGCUAUUAUCAAAUGAAGCAAGACACAUUGUAAACAUUAUAAUCCAAUAUUAAGUUGAUGAAUCAGAUUAAUUGAUUUAAAAUCACUUGGUAAAUAAAUUGGGUUGCCCUUCAAUUAUUUUUUCAAGAAUUAUAAUUAUUUAUCAAAUAGGGUCUUACUAUAACAAAAACCAACCCCACAGAGGGUAAGAACUGUCUUAGAAAGGUCACUCCCCAUUGUCUCUGAUGACCCUAAGGACAGGCUUGGUGUCACCAGUAGGCGCCUUUGGGAAACUGCCAAGAUCUUACCACCUCUGUGGAGCCCACAAUUGUUGGUGUCUUUCAUAAGCAAACCUGCAUUAAUCAGCUGCGUCUGAGAAGCUUCUUUUUUUAAGAUUUCAGAAAAUCUGUGGUGUAUUCUGUAGUGUUGAGGGGAAUUUGAAAUGGCAGCUUUCCCACCAUUAUGACCACUUCAGCAAAGGAAUUCCUCUCAACAGGCCUAGAACAAUAUCUUCCUAUGGCAUAACUGUUUAAAGUUAUCUGAAAGCAAUCACAAUCAUUUUUAUUUAAAUGCUACUGUAUGCACUACUAGUCAAUUAAUCUGCUCAAACUCAUAUAAUGAAUCUGGGAGGACUUAUUAAAUAGUGCAAUAAUCCUGGCUUGACUUAUUCUCCAUCAAUAACUAUUUGUACUAGCUGAUUACAUAAAUAAGGUCACCUCCUUCCUAAAGACUGUUUAGUUUCUCUGUCUCAUGAGGCCCCUAUUUCCCCUCUAAUAUUUCUCAUUGCAUAUUUUGAAAACCAGAGCUCAGAUGCAUUCCCAUUCCUGGUCUGUUACACAAACUGAGACCCUAUCCACAUGGCUAUGAAGUUAGGAUUUCUUGCCCCAAUAUAUAUACAGUGGUACCUCGGGUUACAUACGCUUCAGGUUACAUACGAUUCAGGUUACAGACUCUGCUAACCCAGAAAUAUUGCUUCAGGUUAAUAACUUUGUUUCAGGAUGAGAACAGAAAUUGUGCUCCGGUGGCGCAGCAGCAGCGGGAGGCCCCAUUAGCUAAAGUGGUGCUUCAGGUUAAGAACAGUUUCAGGUUAAGUACGGACCUCCGGAACGAAUUAAGUACUUAACCCGAGGUACCACUGUAAUGGAAUCUUUGCUUACAUUGAAUUGUAUAAAUGUCAUUUUAAUGUCUGUCUACCCAGUUGUGAGAGAUCUCUUUUAAUCUCCUUACUAUCCCAUUUGGUUUUAACCACCCAAAAGAAUGUGCUUGCUCUUAGAAGUCAUGUAGAAUAUUGUUAUACACAGAGGGAACAUUUUUUCAAAUAAAUCAUGUGUGCAUUUUCUAGUGCCCUAGUCAUAUCCUCUCAAGCCCUGCAACAAGCGACAUAUGAAGAGGUGUCAAAAGUAAAGAAUGAUAUUGUAGAACUUCAGAAGAAAUGCGCUGCUGAUGAAAAAUCAGAUCCAGAAUGUACAAAGCCUUUGGUAAGUGUUUGGGAGCUGAAUUUAGAGAACAUAGAAAUAAAACUGUAAAGAAAUGCAAAUAUAUUGGGAACUGAUCUAUGCAGAGAUGUAGCACUCUAAAAUGGGGAACUUAUUAGUUUUAAUAGCAGGUUACAUUUCUUGUUGGAACAUAUCCAGGUCUACUAUCUGAUAUUCAGGGAUCUGGUAAGAUACAUGUUACAGUAUUUUGCUUUCAGAUUGUUUUUAACGUUUUAUGCUUUUAUUUUAUGGUUUCUAUCAUUUUAAUGUUGUCAGCUGCUUUGGUAGGGGCAGUGCAGCAGACUUUGGAGGAAGGCUGGAGAUGACAGAUGGCCAUUUAACGUCUGCUUAAAAAACCCCAAGGAGGGACAGCCUAUGUUUUCAGGUUCUGUCUACUGGCUCAAAAUAUCUGCCUCUGUUCACUGGCAGGAACAUUUUGAGUUAUAGGUUAUCAAAAAUAUUCAUAGACCCCACCACGUAUCAGGACAGUGUACAACAAAGUUUCCAUGUACAAAAUGUACAAAGUACAAUAACAACAAUGUGGAACAAUUAUAAAGAUGACUAGUUCAUCUUUAAAAAGUUUCAGCAGAAUAGACCUACCAACACAAAAAUGUCUUCAAGAAAUGUCUGACGAUUAGUAGUGAGGAUGCCUGCUAAAUUUCUGCUGGAAUAGUUUUCCACAACAUGGGAUCGAUGACCCUAUAUGUCCAACUUCUACUUGAAGCUAAUCAGGCUUUUGAAAACUAGAGGGCAACUCUUCCAGAUGAUCUCAGUGAUCAAACAGGAAAAUAAGGGCUCAUGCAUUCUAGCGGUUUAUAAACCAACUUAACUUUUCAAUAAAUCUGUCUGGUGACUGUCCUUUAAACCAUGUAGAAUAUAGAAACUUAAUUCUAUGGACAACUGCCAGUUUAACAUUUAAGAGGCUUAUAUGCCCCCCCCCCCCCGCGCAAAAAAGAUGUUUUCUUUAUGUGGACUAAGCAAACAGGCGACUGCAAUUGCAACCAAUUAAGAGAACACUUUGCUUCCCUCCACCAGGGUACCGUUUUUCUGGAUGAAAUUUGUCACGAGCAAGAAAUUAUUGCGAAAUAUGGAUUUGCUGACUGUUGUGCUAAAGUUGACCCAGAAAGAAAAGACUGUAUUCUGGCCCAUAAAAAUGGAACUCAAGGAUUCAUUCCUCCCUUUCAAAAACCAUCUGCAGAGGAGGGCUGCAAAGCAUUUGAAGCAGACCCAGAUCAAACCAUGGGAAGGUAAGCAGAUUGAUUCAGUGCUGUAACUUUGAGGAUUUGGUUGCCCUUUGUGAGAGGAAUGAAACAAAAAUAAGACGUACAAGUUUCUAUUUCAAAUCAUCUAUCCGAUAAUUGCAAAUUCUGACUGCUACUUCAUGCAAGGUGUCAAAAAUGAAAGAUAACCUCACCUCCAAACAGCUGUGCUCCUUCAUCAAUGUCUUAGCCAGCCAGUCUGUAAUUUAUCCCCACCUUCUCCUGGCCAGGGUUCUAGCUUGCUGACCAGACACACUCUCGUCUAGGAUUUGCCAUUCCAUUCUCACCUAUUUCCUCUUUUUCUUUUCAAACUAACACUUGAUAUGCUGUGGCAGCUGAGGAUGCUCAGUCCUUACCAGGCUGGUGUGUGGUGGGAUAUCUGGCAUUGUUUUGUUUUGUUUUUUGUUUGGUUGUCUGCAAAUCUUGGUGGCAUGACCAUGCUUCUCAAUGGUUCUGUUUGGGCUUCAUAGGCAUCUGAAUGGAUUGCUUGAGUUUGUUAUUGGAGGAAGUGAUGUGGAAUGCUACAAACUGACAAAUCUCCUGCAAUGAAAUCUCUUGGAUUUAAGUAGCCCACUUGCGUGCACAGUUGCAGCCCGGGGCUCCAUUGCGGGAAUUUGAAUUUAUUUGUCUUUCCUUCUUCUUAGUAGUCUUGGAUAAAUGAUUGCCCUCCCUCUGCUUUAUAUCAUCAUCUUAAUUUAUAAAGGUGCUGACUACCACAUUCUUUCAUGCAAGAAAGUGCAGUUCGUGUUAUUGAAAGGCAACUUUUUAUCCUAGGUAUGUCUAUGAAAUUGCCAGAAGAUACCCUUUUUCAAAGACCUCCAGCAUCUUUGCAGGAGCUAGAAAAUAUAAGGAGGUACUGACAACUUGCUGCAAGGAAGCUGACAAAGAUGCCUGCUUUGCAGAAAAGGUAUUCCGUUAUCAUCCAAAUAAUGUAGCUGAUGGUUAAGGAAUUUACCUCUGCUAGGUUCUUAGGAUAUUUUUUUCCUACCUGCUUAGACUACUGGUCAAUCUAGCCAAAUCUUGUCUACUUCUGGGAUUCACACAGUAGGUUUUUUUUCUUUCCCUUCCCUGCACCAAUCUAAACAUUUUCUUUCUAAAUGCCAAGGAUUGGAACCUGAGGCCUUCUGCAUAUAAAGCAAGUGUUUUAUCCCCGAAGCACAGUCUCUGCCAUAAUUCUUCCUCAGACUUUGGCAUUCCCCUGUACGGGGGGAAUAACAGAACGCAAAAUGUUAGAACCUAUGGCACUUCCUGGUUUUUUUGAAAACUAAGUAACAUGAUGCAACUUGUAAUUUACUUAUUUUUAAAUAAACUUAUUAAAAAUCCCUUUUGCAAUAAAAAAGCAUUGGCCCUGAUUAACUGGAACACCCUCCCUCAAUAUAAAUGCCCCAACCUCUAAGCCAGUCCAAUGCAAGUCAAAACUCUCCCCCAUGCUCUCUCCCACUCUUUCCUGCCCUUUUCUUGCCAUAAUUGCUGCUUGGACACUCACUGCAGGCAAAACUAAGUCUUCUAGUCGUUAUACUAAUACAAGCUUAUACAACAUUGAAUACUAUGUACCAAUUUGAUGCUAGAAGCAGUUGUCAAUUACCAUUCCUAUCCAGCUAUGUUAGUUGGUCAUUUGGCUGCCACUAAUGUCACUAGAAGGGAAGGAGAAAUAGAUGAUAGAUAGAUGAUAGAUAGAUAGAUAGAUAGAUAGAUAGAUGAUAGAUAGAUAGAUGAUAGAUAGGUAGAUAGAUGAUGAUAGAUGAUAGAUAGAUAGAUAGAUAGAUAGAGAGAUAGAGAGAUAGAUGAUAGAUAGAUGAUAGAUGAUAGAUGAUAGAUGAUAGAUAGAUAGAUAGAUAGAUAGAUAGAUGGUAGAUACAGAUAGAUGAUAGAUAGAUAGAUUCCAAUGGAAUUCAAUGAAACUUAAAAGUGUUUUAACUUGCCCAAUAGUUUUGCAAUGGAUAUUGUUGUGGCACUAUUUUUUUUAAAAAAAAUACUUUACAUUUGCGUGUUCAGACCCAGAAAUUCCCCCCUAAAUAAAUUCACGCUUGACUCAAAUUUUAGUUUGGAUUUUGGCAGAAUUUAGGCCACAACUUUAUUGAUUACAGAAAGUGACUGGUUGCAUAGGCUCCAGUUCAAAUAGCUCCCUGCCAAGCAGGUAGCACUGACCCAGGAUUCCAGCAUAGGUCAGCCAAGGGUGAAAACCUGGAUAGGCAGAAAGUCGGGAACAAACUAUGUCCGCCACCCAAAUGUCCCCCUGGACUCAGGCACGGGCACAACCCCCUCUCAAGGGUUGACCAAACCAUUUGAGUCUCUGGAUUCCUUUAACAGAAUACCCUUCACAUAGGGAUGGCCUAUCCUGAACCAGGGUCUCGCCGCAACCUUACAAGUUGUGAUGAUUUGCUACGCGGCAGGUGAAACCCAAAUGGCAACAGCCAAUCAGCCAAGUGGGGGAAAUUCCUACCGUGCCCCUGUCCCAACAACAGACAACACACAACGGCAUAGCAAGGUCAAGCACAAAGCCCUAAAAGUAGGGAGAGGUGGGCAGGUGUUCCGAAUGCACGCACCAAAAGAGGAAGCUCUGGGUCACGUGCAUGGGUAUAUAAAGGUCCCUCGAUCCAUUUGGACUGCGCCCAUUGGCCAGAUUGAACCCAGCUAUGAGGGACCUACCAAUCGGGUGUUGUGGCUUACCAAUCUUACCCACCUACAACACAGGGAUUCAGUUUUCAAGUCUCACCGCAACACAUGCCCUCUUUAAGGGAGGACACGAUUUCCACCCUAUCCUAACUUUUUUAGAAUGAGUCAAGCACAUUUUCCUUCUGAAUUCCAUUUUUGUUGUUGCCAUCAUCGUUAUUGUUGUUAAAGUGUUGUUGUUGUUAUUGCUACAGGCAACAGAAGUCUCAAAGUAUUUGAGAAAAGAGUUUGCUCGACAAAAGCAGAUAUGCUCUGUCCACAGGAAGCUUGGAGAAGUGCCCCUGCAGGCUCUGUAAGUUUAGCUGCAUUGGGGGUAGUAAGGGGGUGAGGUGGGGCAGAGUGAAUUACCUACAUAGAUUAAGUGUUCCCGAGAAAGUAAAAAAUGAGACUAAAAUAUAUCCCUGCAAACCAUGUGCCAAAUGCACUUGUUUCUCGGAUAGCAUCCUUUUGAGGUGUUCAUAGUAUUAUAGCAUCAGGAAAGAGCAAUGUGAACAUCAGAAAAGUUCCUGGGACAUGACACUUUAUCUAGCAGGAAGGAAGAAUAUGGGGGGUUCACAGGAUGCUAAAUUUUGUACCCAAAAUUUUGAAGCUUUUAUCUUCUUGUGUGGAGCCAUGGAAAGCAACACACACAAGCACACAGCCCAGAUAGGCAGGAUUUCUAACACACACACACACACACACACACACACACAAACACACACACACAGACCAUUUUUGAUUGAAGGGCACAAUAUGUUUAUCCUACUGAUAAUACUAGAAUUAAAUUGUAGCUGUCAUCCAUCUCUCUUGGCACAAUCACAACAUUUUGUUUAUUUUCUUUUCAGAAAAGUUGCUCUGAUCAGUCAAAAGUUUCCAAAGGCAGAUUUCCCUACAGUUCUCAAGCUUUCUGCAGAUAUUGUACAUGCCUACACAGAAUGCUGCAAGGGCGAUACUCUGGAGUGCUUGCUUGAUAGGGUAAGUUUUGUCAAUUUCAAUGUAAUUGACUUCAACUCAGCAAUACAUUCUUGCUCAGAAAAGCCAGUUGUUCGGCAUUUGCUGAAUUUAGAACAGAGCUGGGUCAGGCAGACAUAAGGCUUGUAGGACCUAUUCUUUUCUGUGCUUAUGUGUGCUCAUUUAUGCAUAUCCUCCUCAUCAUCAUCAUCAUAUUUAUUUCUAUUGUGCCUUUUUCCCUGGCUGGGACUCCCAGCAGCUUACAGAUAAAAUAGUAACAGAAAAGAACACGUGGGGGGGGGGGGGAAUCAAUAAUUAAAAACAACAAUUAAACAUUCAUAAAGUUAAAACUGAACAUAUAUCAGUCGGUGCUCCAAAGCCUGUGGGAAUAGAAAAGUAGUCUUUGUCUUUAUAAACUCUGCUGUGAAAGAAUCGGCUGUAAGAAAAUGAACUGCAUUUGAAUCUCUGUGUUUACUGACCAGAAACAAUGACAAGUUUCAUUCCUGUGCCCAUUGCGCCUUGGUCCCAGUCAGGCCAAUGUAAAAGUGAUAAAUUUAUUUCAGUUGAAAUAAGUUUAUUCCAGUUAUGGUUUUGUGACUUGCGUUAAUAUCCAGGAUAAUAAUUGUUAUAUUGCAUAAUAAUAGUGAUACGACAACAGAUACUAACUUUCCCGGCUACUCUGGGUCUGCCAGAUCACUGCCAUAAAUACUGACCAGAUCCUUUCUUACAGGCUGACGUGUCAAAGUACGUCUGUUCACAUCAAGCCACUCUAUCUUCUAAAGUGCACGACUGCUGUGAAAAGAGCCUGCUGGAACAAGGAGAUUGCAUAGCCCAUUCGGAAAAUGAUGACAAGCCUGCAGAUCUGUCUCCCACUGUCAGAGAAUUCAUUGAUAACAAAGAAGUGUGCCAACACUAUGCUGACAACCAUACUCUUCAUCAGGCAAAGUAUGCCAUAGAAAUCCCACACAAUCUUUCAUUCAACCCUACAGGGAGUUUUGAGUUUCAGCUAAACAUGCAAACAGGGUGUUGAAGUGUGACUGGGGGUGGGGGGAGAGAGUCAGUUGGAUAUAAGGAUUUGAGCAAAUAAAUUUCCCCAAACAAGGACUGGAACAAAGUUGCAGGGAGAAAAGAGCGAGAAGGCAUGAGAGAGUAGAGAAGGAGCAGGCUGGGGCAGGGAAGAGGAAAGCUAAGUUGUUACAGAAGCAAGUACAGAAAUUCUUCCUCCACUCUGUCCACUCAAAUGGCUUACUCCACAGGGAGAGCGGUGCACAGACUAGGACUUCUUUAUGAUCACAGUAGUUUUCUGGGAGGGAGGAGAGCUCAGAUAGUGUUUGCUGUUGUUGUUGACAGCAGUAGUAGUUUUUGUAGUUGUUCUUGAUAUCAUUAUGACUUAUCUUUCCAAGGCUAAUGUGGCAAAAUUCAAUAGGGGAGAGGGGCAGAGAGCGCCCAACAGUGACAUCCGUCUUUUCCCCAUAUAAUAUUCCUGGAAGCAACACAAUGUGAUCACUCUGCCAAAUCUCCUCUGUUGUGUAAAAAAACCUCUGUCCUUGAUUUGGAUCAGGAGUGCCUGAAACAUUCUCUCCCCCUCUCUCACACACACACCUGAAUAUUAAUUGGGAGUUUCAUAUCUAAUGUACAUGAAAGCUGGAAGUAUUGCUGAGAUAUACGGUAUUUGAAGUUAUUUGAACACUAAGCCAAAACUGGGAACCUCAGACCAGGGACCAAAUGUGACUUGCAAAGCUUCCAUACUGCACCAGAUUGGCUAGGGCAAUCUGGCUGGGAAUAACAACAACAACAACAAACAAACAAACAAACAAACAAACAAACUAUACAGGCCACACCUCUUACUAGCCUCAUCUUCCUUCGAGGACUUUUGCCUGGAUGGAACAUGUCCUUUAACUCAAAUAAUGCUGUACAAAUGUACAGUUCAAAUGUAUUGCUGCAAUUACUUUUGACUCUAGCCCUAUACACCCCUGGCAGUGCCUCUUCUCCCACCCACCCACCAAAGGUUGCUGAGAAGGGAAAGUAGCCCUCGGGCUGAAAAGUGUUCCCUUUCAGCGUUUAUUUCUGUUGGUGUUAACAUUGUCAUCCUCAUCUUCAUACUCUGUUAAUGGGAUAUUUCCUGUGUUUCAGGUUUGUGCAUGAAUAUGGAAGGAGACACCCUGAGUUAUCCCCAGAGUUGCUUGUGAGACUUGGCAAAGGCUACGGUGAUUUGUUGGAGAAGUGCUGUGCUCUUGAGAAUGUUGUGGAGUGCCUUGGCCAUGGGGUGGGUUAUGAUUCAUCUCCAUACAAAGGAUAUUUGCUUGUUUCCUGAUAAGCAGAAGACAGGUUGUGAACAUUUUGUAGGACAGGUAGAACUAGCUCUUACAAAGCAGGGAUCUCUCCUAGGACUACCUUGGAUGCAAAGAAUUGGACCUGGGAACUUUAGGAUGGCAAAGCAACCCUUUGGUGUCAGGCAUUGCCUAUGUUCAGAUCACGGAAAGAAAAUUUCCUAAGGUGCAUGUUUUUAAGCAAAAUGAUAUAAUUCACUCCACUCAGAGUAAUGCAUAGAACUAAAUGUAAUCACCCUGUGGAUUUCACAUUUCUCUGAAUUGUUGGUCCUGUACCAAAAAUGUACAAAAGGGAUGUUUGGAAAUGUGAGUGUUAAGAUAAAAUUUGCACUUAAAGACAUAUUUUGCCAUAAAUAUGACUUUCCUUUGUUGCCUCAUAAUAGGCUAUUGCCAUCCUUUAGCUCCCUCAAAUGGAUUAUUCUGUGUUGCCUCUUACACUGUAGGAAAUGAUGCUGUGAAAUUUCAUGUUUAGCCAUUUUUAUGUUUUAAAAAAUGCCAUUGUCAAUCCUCAUCUAUGUUUACCUUCAAUAAAGCUCUUGUCUUCUUUUGCAUAAAAGGCAUGUUACAGAGCCUGUUCAAACUUCCUCUCAAAGCUGCAUCUUUUCUUAUAGUUCUGCUCUUAAAAAUAUACAUAUAUCAGAAAUUCUCCUUUCUUUCAGGAAGCAGAGCUCAAAAAACACAUUUCUGACACCCUAGAAGUGGUGAAGAAAAACUGUGAACUGCAUGCGACAGCAGGAGACUACCUCUUCCAAAAUGAGUAUGUUUUUUAUUGUCAUAAGAUUUCCAGCUUGUGAAAGGGGGCAAGAUGCUCAACAAUUCAUGUGAGCUCAGGAUGCAAAAAACCUUUCUGAGACAAAACAACUUCAAUGAUUGCCCCCGCAUCUGUUGAAGAUUAAAAAUUCUAGCUGUUGCGCAUCUCUCAGGAAUUCACUGUCAGCUAAGUAAUAUGAUGUCCUACUAGCUGUGUAACAAAAAUCAGGAUAAAAACUAUCUGUGUGUUUGCUUAGGUAGAAACAGAAGGCUUUGUGGGGAUGGGAAGAGCUCAUGAAAUGAAACUCCUUUUCCCCAUAGUCCCACCAUAGUCCUUAAAAGAAGCCUUGCUUGUCUUCUCAAACCUGAGAAAGGCAAUGAAAUUUCAUCAUUACUGCAAGGGGGGGGGGUUAAGCCGGGACUUGCAGGAACUCAGUUCCAGCACCUCUCAGGUGGGCGCCAUUGCCAUUCUAAGAAAACGAAGGAGGCAUUCACACUGAGUUCCAGCACCUCCUUUUCUAGAAAAAUAGCACUGUUGCAAGCCCACCUCAGAUGAGCAUGGCAUCCCAAAUGUCCUCUGACUAAGAUCUCUUUGCAGAUUGCUCGUCCGCUACACCAAGAAAGCACCCCAGCUGACAUUUGACCAACUGUACGAAUACACCAAGGGACUCACGAAAGCUGCUGCCAAAUGCUGCCACGAAGAUGAAGCCCACAAGCUGCCAUGUGCCGAGAAAUAUGUGAGCGUUUUCUUCUCCAUAUUUGCCUCUCUGUCUGUCCUUGCCCCCUUUCCUUCCCACCCACCACCUCAGAAUUCCAUUAAGUGCCCAAACUGUUUGGGGAUUUAAAUGUAAUGGCAAGCUGUUGGAAUCGGGCUGAGAAGUACAGAACAGCCAUGGUCAGCCCAAGAUAUUGCAACGUCUCUGGUGAAGUACGAAAUGACAUCCCUCUUAUUCCAUUUACGAUACCAGUCACAAUGGCAUCAGGCUGUUGCUGGUAACAGGAUAGCAUCGUACACUGCAUCUAAGGGCACAGGUUUGCUCAGAGGCCAUAGAAGCAGAGAUGUGCCCAUUGCCUGCCCCUCAUCACUUGCUUCCUAGGGAUGGGCCAUCUAGAAGAGCAACAAAUGCUGGAGUAUCAUGCUCCAAACCAUGAGACCCUCUACCCCCCAUAACAUCCCUUCCUUUUUGCAUGUUGCAAAAAUCUAAUCUGCAUGUGACAUAAUAAUAAUAGUAAUAAUUUUAUUACUUAUACUCCGCCCAUCUGGCUGGGUUUCCCCAGCCAUUCUGGGUGGCUUACAGAACAUAUAAAAGCAUAGUACAAUGUCAAACAUUUCAUGCUGGGUGUGGACUUCAUGUCAAUGGUGGCUAUGGCCCAAGGCGACACCUUUCACAAACUUGCAAGAUACACGCACAGAGCAUUCACAUGUGUACAGUACAAAAUUAGACACAUUCGCCAUGCACUGCAUUGCAAUGAGAAUGCAUAUCUGAUUAUUAAGCUAAUGACUGGGAGGGGCAAUUUCUAUCCCUAUCAUGACAAUGGACUUUUUGGAGAGGUUGAAUGCCUAGCUCAGCUUUAGAAUACAGAUGAAAAUAACUGCCCUACAGGGACUCUUCACACAUCCCCCUCCACAGUGCUAGUAUUAUCACUGCCCCUCCCCAAAUGAUAUAUACUUCAAUUUGCUUGCAUUUUUUCUAAACCAAAAUGCAGUCUUUCUUCAAAGAGGUGUUGUUCAGCCUUUUGACCCCUUUGGUUACUGUUUUCUGAAACUCUUCCAGGUCUCCUUUGUGCUUGGAGAGAUAUGUCGGGAGCAUGAAAUACAUCACAUCAACAAACAAGUGUGCAAAUGCUGUGGUGACUCCUUAACUUUCCGUCGGGAAUGUUUCAGUGGUUUAGGACCGGAUCCAGAAUAUGAGCCUACACCAUUUGCUUCCGACCUGUUCACCUUCCAUCCAGAUUUAUGCACAGCUGAUCCAGAAGUUCUGAAGCGCAAGAAGCAAAAGUAAGAAACCAGAAGCAUGCAGCCCAAUAUUUGGCUGGUUAUUUCAAAUCAGUUAGUGUUUAUGGACUUUAGCCUUCUUCACCACUUUAACUUCUGACCAAAUGCACCUUGCUGCCUACACUCUGCCACCCUCUUUGGCUUCUCAGAAAGUUCUCCCAUUUGAACCCCCAUUCCUUUAUUUAUCCUAUUGUCUUCCCAGCCCCCUUCCCUCAAUAUUUCCUGGGGUUUUGCCUUUCCUGCCCCUCUCUUCCCUAGGACCUUUUACCUUCCAUUUCAGAGGGGAAGCAUUGUCUCCUGCCUUGUAACAUCAUUUCCAACCCUAUAAUAUCCCUAAAGGUAAAGGUACUCCUGACCGUUAGGUCCAGUCGCGGACAACUCUGGGGUUGCGCGCUCAUCUCACUCUAUAGGCCGAGGGAGCCAGUGGUUGUCCGCAGACAGCUUCUGGGUUAUGUGGCCAGCAUGACUAAGCUGCUUCUGGUGAAACCAGAGCAGUGCACGGAACACCGUUUACCUUCUCACCAGAGCAGUACCUAUUUAUCUACUUGCACUUUGAUGUGCUUUUGAACUGCAAGGUGGGCAGGAGCUGGGACCGAGCAACGGGAGCUCACCCCAUUGCAGGGAUUCGAACCACCAACCUUCUGAUUGGCAAGCCCUAGGCUCUGUGGUUUAGACCACAGCAUCACCCACGUCCCACAUAAUAUCCCUAGUGAUGACCUAAAGUGAUUAUAAUGACCCAAUUAUGAAGUGAUGCUUUGAAGAAAGGACAUGCUUGGCCUGCUUUUACUCUCUCAUCACUUUUCAUGAGGCUAAUGAUUCCAUCCUCCAACUUACUUUUGUUGUCGUUGCAGGCAGCUUGUCGACUUGAUAAAGCACAAGCCCACAAUCACUGAUGAGCAACUAGCAGGCGUGAUUGUAGAUUUCCAAGGCAUGAUGACACAGUGCUGCGAAGUUGCUGACCAUAAGACAUGCUUUGAAACAGAGGUAUUUUUAAAAAUGAAGACAAGUAUCCAUAGCAUUUUUUUUUUCAUUCACUGGCAGUGUGACAAGGCUAUGGGCAUGUGGUGGAAUAUGAAUGUGUGGCCCUGAACUCCUAGUCAGUGAUGUGUGGCAAACAGGCAUUUCUGCAGCUCUCUGAGAAGACACACCUCAGAUGUCUUCAUUAAUGGGAUGCAACUAGUGGGAUUGCAACUAGUAACACCAUGAGCAGAAGGCAUGGGAGACUAGAUGAGAGAUAAUAAAUGUGACUUAAAUUUUCGCUGAGGAUACUCAGUGUUAUUUUUCCAGAAAAAGAGGUGCCAGAACUCACCUUGAACACCUCCCUUGUUCUUUUAUAAUGGCAAUGGUGCCCACCUGAGAGGUGCCAGAACUGAGUUCCAGUGAGUUCCAGUUAGAGAAAGCCCUGAGUAUACUAAUUCGGAAUCAAGAUAAUCCUGAGGACUACUGUGAGCAGAUGUCCUUAGGACUGCACUGAAUACAAGGCAGAGAAAGAAUCAAGUGCAGAAGUAUCAAGUCCAGAAUACUCAAAUGGGGAAUGGGGGAAUACAUUCUAGCUCAGAUGCUUCAGAUGCUUUUGUGUAUGGAAAGCAUUUGAUGGUAUACUGUUGUGUUCAAGACACACACACACUCACCACCACCACCACCACCAACCAUUGGCUACAAAAUGGUAGGUUACUAUUGAACUGGUUUGCUACAGAGAAGAUUGAGAGCUACCAUAGCAGUAGACAACAGGGCUGUUCAUAGACACCUCUGACCUAUCCUGUGGUCCCAAUCUACAAUCCCUAGAUUGGGCCAACCACCCUCUGCUGCUCUGUGAACCACUUAUCCCACCCUGGAUCUGUUCCCAUAGUAAGGAAGGGGCAGGAGAAUCUAGGAGAUGUUGCAUCUCCUUCUUUCCCCCUCCAAUUGGAUUUAAUCCUGUGGGGUACUGCACCUUGUUGAGUGACUUCCCUGCACACAAGGAGGCUGCUUGAGAAGGUACAGCAAAAGAUUUGUUGCUGCUUCAAGUGUGGUCUCCCUGCAUGAAAGGGAAGCCACUUGUGAAGGAGUAGCAACCCUUAAUGCUCAGCUGGUAAGUGGGAGGAUCUGACCUUGUGGGGUGCUGCUUUGAGGGACAGGAAAAAGGAAGAGUCUGGCAGGAAGAAGGAGAGGUAGAAUAGGACUGGCAUCUACCCACUCCUACCUUUUCCCACAAAGAGAUAACUGCCUAUUAGGUCACUCCUUUUCAUACUUUCUCCUUCUUCCUGCCCGAUACUACACCCUCUGACAGCCCCAGUUUGCUUUGGACAGUCCAAAUUGCAGCCAUUUGGGGCCUGGCUAAACCAAGGCCCAGUUUUUCCUGAAUCACUUCAAUAUAGUUCAGUUUGUCCAAAUCUAGUAGACAAACAACUAACAAUGAGUUUCCAGGAAACCAGGAACUGGGUCUCAAGGUUAAGGUGUGAGCAAGAGAACAAAAAAAAAAUGUUUCUUUGUUUGAAUGUGGUACUCUGGACAUAUGGAAUUGUAAUUGCUGCUUUUGCUGAACAAUUAAAGUGAGACUGUGGGUGAUGAGACAGAGUUCUAAGUUCCUUGCUUGUGAAGAAUUGACUCUCCAUAUAAUUUAUGAGAGGCUGUUAAACUAGCAUGAUUAACUAUUCAUCCAGUGAAAGAACUAUGAGGAAUACUUUCCUUAACAAUGUCUGAGGGAAUUGUGUGUUUUUCUUCCAGGGUCCCAAACUGAUUGAAAGGACCCGAACUGCUUUUGGAGAAAGCUAAACAUCUCAGGUGAGCAGAUGUGGAAGAGAGGCUUGUGUCAAGGUGUCUCCGUGAUUUAGUACUGAUGAAAAGACCUAACUGGUACCUGCUAUGCAGUUAUGCACGGGGGACCAUGAUUGCAUUGAAAGUUAGUGGAUUGUUCUGUGUCCUUCCAGAAUCAUUUAGUUCUCUGUUGCUUUAGCUACAUGCCUGAUACAUAUCCAUAGCCAAACAUGACAUUAUGGAUGUUCAUGUUACAUUAUAUGAGCACACAAUCUGCAUACAAUAUCUGCGUUCACAAAUAACUGGGGCAAACCCUAGUAUAGUUAUUCACUUGUAUCAUUCAACAGGUAUAUAGACUGUGCACCUGUAUAGACAAUAACUGAGCUACACAAAGAAGUGUAUGCUCUUUCACACAAACGUAUGAACAUUUGUACAUGUGUAGACACAACUGGUACAUGUAUUCAGUGUAAUGCAUAAUUAUGCUAUGACAGAAGGCUGUAUAUCUGAAUCAUUUAGUAAGCAUGCCUUCCAGAUUCAUAUAAUACACUUCCCUUGGAGAUACAGAGAAAUGCAGAUGUUGAGAUAUUAAAAGAUUUUAUUAUUUCAAAGUUCUGAAAGGAAUCAAAGUUUGUAGGGUCUAUUGCGUCCAUCACACAUUUGCUUCACUAUGAAAAAGAUUGUCAGGAUUUUGGAUUACUUCAAAAGCUUUCCAAACUUGUUGGAUGAGGGGUGUCAGUGGAAGAAAAGACAGGUGAUUUUAUUUCAUAGGAGCCAAAUUUUCUCUUUUAAUAGUCUCUAUGGACAUAACAAACACUCUUGUUGUAAGCAUGAUUCUGAAAAGCAGUUACCUCGAUGGCAUUUUUUCACAUUAUUCAGUGGCAAGCCCAAGUCUGUCAGUGGCAAUAUAGAGCAUUCAGGUGAAAUGCAUGGUAGCAAACACACAUUGUUCCUACAUGCAGUUAACUGUUUACAUUAUCAAGUGCACAAUCUGAAUUCAAGUAACCCCCUGUCCCAGCACCCACAUUUUCAACUUGAUAUUCAGACUUGGAAUGGUACAAGGUCCCCCCAAACUCACAUCUGAGUCUUGCUGGAAUUAAUCUUCCCUCAUUAUGAGUGGAACGUUCUUAAGUGGGACGAAUCAACUCAGUCUUACAGGAAGAUCUUUAUGUAACUAGUAAUGGGACUGUAUGAAUUGAGUGAGGUAGCUUUUAUUUUCUAAAAUGUUCUGCAGGUUAGCCUUGGGACUUGUUCUCGCUUACUGCAGCAAAUCAUUUAUUGGUUCUUAUUUUCUUCUAGCUCAGCAAUGGAAGAAUCCUGGAGAUAAAGUCCAAAUAUGCUCAAGCGCCCUCGAAUGCUUGCUUCCUUGUUAAAUGUCACCCUUCUAAUUCAAAGGAAAUGAGGAUGUGAUUCUUCCAUAAUCUUCAUCUCUCAUGACAGUCGCACUGUCGAGAAUGAAUAAAGUCUUUAAACAAAUAAACAUCCCCUUUACAGUCCAGUGAUUCAUUUAAUCAGAGCUAAAA
Molecule: messenger RNA, 16689 nt
Organism: Podarcis lilfordi (Lilford's wall lizard)
Lineage: Eukaryota; Metazoa; Chordata; Lepidosauria; Squamata; Lacertidae
Source: the annotation of a GenBank genome assembly